CACAGCAGCAGGUGGUGGUGUGUUGCUGUUGCAACUCUUUGCAAAAAAAAAAAAAGGUGACAGCUCAGUCUAUCCUCACCCAAUGCAGAGCCUCUCUCACACUCACAAGGGGGAGUUGCAAUAAUCCCAGAGAUCUGCUACCUCUCAAGUGAAUCCAGGAAUUUAUCAAACUGCUCUCUACCCAAUGAGAACAGAGGAGCUAGAGGCAAAGGAACAACUCACAUCAUCACUGCCUCCAAAAACUCAAGACCUGUCCAUUCCAGCAUCAUCCAAAACCUCUGGAUUUAUCCCAUUUCAAUACUCCAGAGACAGAAAUCAGCCAAAUAUUCAGGAAACCUCUUUAUUCCAAAUCACAGCUGCUAAAGAUGUUCUUUUCGAGGUUCUUCAGAUGAUCAGCCCAAAUUGUGAAAUCGUUACCUGCAUGAGAGUCUGGAUUCUGCUUGCUGUGUAUUCUCCCUGUUCGGUAAAAACGUUUUUUUUGGAGAUUCUAGAAUGAGUUUAGCUCUGGAUGAAGAAGCUGCUCUCAGGAUCAAUUCUAAACCAUCUCCUUCAGGAUUAAGGCAUUGCCAUAGGACAGUAGCUUCCUCAGAAAGCCUUCAAGCAAACCCCAGAAUGUGUUUUGCAUAUGUUCUAAUCUUGCUUAUCCUCACUCCAAGAGUUGACUCUUCCUGGUGGUACAUCGGAGCACUGGGAGCAAGGGUGAUCUGUAAUAACAUCCCAGGAUUGGUUAACAAGCAGAAACAGCUGUGUCAAAAGCACCCUGACAUCAUGCAAGCUAUUGGCGAGGGGGCAAAGGAGUGGAUCAAGGAGUGUCAGCAUCAAUUCAGGCAUUAUCGUUGGAACUGCAGCACUCUGGACAGAGACCAAACAGUCUUUGGGAGAGUCAUGUUAAGAAGUAGCCGAGAAACAGCCUUUGUCUAUGCUAUUUCCUAUGCUGGAGUGGUUUAUGCUAUUACCCGAGCCUGUAGCCAAGGGGAACUUAAGUCUUGCAGUUGUGAUCCCAAGAAACGGGGACGUUACAAGGACGAAAGAGGGGAGUUUGACUGGGGAGGCUGCAGUGACAAUAUUGACUUUGGGAUUGAAUUUGCCAAAGAUUUUGUGGACGCCGAAGAAAGAAAAGUUAAAGAUGCAAGGGCCUUAAUGAACCUUCACAACAAUCGUUGUGGAAGAAUGGCAGUUAAACGUUUUAUGAAGCUUGAAUGUAAGUGCCACGGGGUCAGUGGGUCAUGUACAUUAAGGACUUGUUGGCGUGCUAUGUCAGACUUCCGAAAAACAGGGGACUAUCUCAGAAGAAAAUAUAAUGGUGCAAUCCAGGUUACCAUGAAUCAAGAUGGCAGUGGUUUCACAGUGGCCAAUCAGAACUUCAGAAAACCCACCAAAAAGGACUUAGUCUAUUUCGAAAACUCCCCUGAUUACUGUGUGAUGGACAAGUCUGCAGGUUCAUUGGGCACUGCCGGCAGGGUAUGUGAUAAGGUCUCUCGGGGAACAGAUGGCUGCGAGGUCAUGUGCUGUGGACGUGGGUAUGACACUACCCGUGUCACUCGUAUCACAAAAUGCGAGUGUAAAUUCCAUUGGUGUUGUGCAGUCCGUUGCAAGGAGUGUGAGGAAACAGUAGAUGUUCAUACGUGUAAGGCACCAAAGAGGGCAGAGUGGCUGGACCAGACUUGAAGCAGCAGAAACUGCCACAUUGGACUAAAAGUCGUGGGCUCCGCGGGAUUCUGGGUGCAAGUGUAGUCUGACUGCAUGGCUUCUUAUUUAAGUAAUUCUGCAAGACACUAAAGACAGGACUACACUUCCCAGGAUGCAGUGCGGACCCUCUGACAAAGGCCAGGAAAGAACCAAACCUUUCUGUAAGAGACAUUUGAAAUAAAUUAAGUGGUUCUCAAAUUGUGGUUCCUGGUCUACUGGUGGCACACCACAGACAUUAAAUUGAAAACUCAAAGCUCUCCUGCAGUGUGUGGCUUUUUUUCUAUCACUAAUGGGGACUAGUCCUUAUAUGCAAGUGCUUUUGAAAGAUAUGCUACAGCUAUACAUAAAUAUAUCGAUGAAAGAACACAAACAAGUAAGCUAUUGUGGCACCUAUUUAUCUGCAACAUCUGAGUCUCAAUAAGGAAAUUAGAGGAACCAUCUGCAAACAGGGAUGAAGAACUUUUUUCUGUUUACUGAUGUCACCACCCCAAAAGGACAGGUCACCUACUGCUACACAAGAAAACAUCUAAACAACUUGUGCACAUUGUUUUUUUUUUAUGUUUAUACUUCGUGUCAUUUCAUCUCUUUCAGAAGAAAAAAUAAAUAACCAGAAUCUUA
Molecule: messenger RNA, 2307 nt
Organism: Pelobates fuscus (common spadefoot toad)
Lineage: Eukaryota; Metazoa; Chordata; Amphibia; Anura; Pelobatidae
Gene: WNT2B
Product: Wnt family member 2B
Exons: 6
Coding region: 493-1668 (391 amino acids)
Biological process (GO): canonical Wnt signaling pathway; cell fate commitment; neuron differentiation
Cellular component (GO): extracellular region
Molecular function (GO): frizzled binding; cytokine activity
Source: RefSeq, a predicted model, not a curated record